UGUUCGUUUAGCUCAAAGAGUCCUAAGUCUACAAAAGAAAAAUACCACUCUACAGGAUGAUUUAGAAAAAGAAACCAAAAAGAGGAAUCAAUUGGAAGGAAUGCUCGAAGAGUCUAGUUCUUUGCUACAGAGUUUACAACAGCCACAGACUUAUUUGAUUGAGGUCAUGCGGAACAAAGAUGGAAAAAUACAAGAACUUACAAAAGAUAGCAACCAGCUGAAGGAAGAAAUAAAGCAACUUCAUAAGGAACGAAAAGAUCUUCUUACAUCCAAACAGCAGUUGGCAGCAGAUUUAGAAAAACUUCUAGGUCAUGGGGAAGAGCUCAGAGGGAUGAAAGAGACGCUGAGGUCUACCCUUACUGCACAAACAGCUUACAGAUGACAGUUUGUCCUGUUAUGUUAACAUCAGAAGUGACC
This is a messenger RNA of Lingula anatina, 417 nucleotides long. RefSeq names its product progesterone-induced-blocking factor 1. Gene Ontology annotation, cellular component: microtubule organizing center. Gene Ontology annotation, biological process: cilium assembly. Lineage: Eukaryota; Metazoa; Brachiopoda; Lingulata; Lingulida; Lingulidae. The record is from RefSeq and is a predicted model, not a curated record.